This is a messenger RNA of Mauremys reevesii (Reeves's turtle), 2593 nucleotides long. RefSeq names its product acyloxyacyl hydrolase (gene AOAH). The record is from RefSeq and is a predicted model, not a curated record. The transcript is spliced from 22 exons. Gene Ontology annotation, molecular function: acyloxyacyl hydrolase activity; calcium ion binding. Lineage: Eukaryota; Metazoa; Chordata; Testudines; Geoemydidae. Gene Ontology annotation, biological process: negative regulation of inflammatory response; lipopolysaccharide catabolic process. Bases 374 to 2128 code for a protein of 584 amino acids.
UAAACAAACUUUGAAAACGCUGAUGAGAAUAGAGAUGUCCGAGUCUGCUUUGAAUCAAUCCGCUCCCUGCAUCCCCUUUGUUCCCAUUAUGUUGGCAACUUGGCUUGGCUUCUUUCCUUUCCUCAUGAUUAGACUUCAGCUGACUGACACAAGUAAAACACCAGUCUGGGAACCCUACAGCCUGAUUGCCACCCCCCACAAGGGUCAAGCCGCGCUCGUUAAGAAAAAGGGAAGAAGAAAACAGAAAACUGAGCUGUUUGCUGGGAGUGAGUCACCAAUGCUGAGGGUAUUUUCUUCUAUUAUUAAUGUUCAUUAUUUCUAUCUGAAAGUGGAAGGCCCAGCCUGAGAUAUUACUGGAAGAGUUUGGGUUAGGAUGAGGGGGUCCUGGCAGGUGUUUCCCCCUCUAGUCUUCUCCCUGCUCCUUCUCAUGCUUCCUCUGAAGGACAUCUCAACCUCACCUCUCUCUGGUAGAGCCCAAUCAACUCUGGUCUCUGGUGGGAGUGACAAUGGACACACCUGUCUUGGAUGUGUGCUUGUGGUAUCAGUAAUUGAACAGCUUGCAAUGUUUCACAACUGUACAGCAAAAGAAGCAAUAGAGAGACUCUGCAACUAUCUACCUGAAAUACUGAACUUGCAAGGCAUCUGUUAUUUGGUAGCUGAGCUUUAUGGACCAGAACUAAUUAAACUGUUAAAGUAUAAAUUGAAUGCUGAUGUGGUAUGCCAUUCCAUUAAGCUGUGUAAACAGAAUGCGGGACAACCAUUUUGUCAUUUGUACCCUCCUCCUCCGAAGAUGGGGCUGAAUAAGGCUGUAAGGAAAGCAAACAGGAUUGUCAGGAAUUCCAAAAUUCUGAAGAACACAGCCGGCUUUUCAAGUAUAUGUGCACUUCCCGUUCUGGUCAAGCUGUGUGAGAAGAUUAAAUACGCCAUAAAAAAUAACUUACCAUAUGAAGACUUUGAUGGAGAUAAGUUUAGUGCUUUCCCAACUUUGAGGGGAUAUCACUGGAGAGGCAGAGACUGCAAUGAAGGAAAAGCAACAGUGUACCCUGGUAGACGCCCAGAUAACUGGGAUGUGGAAAGGGAUUCUAACUGUAAUGGUAUAUGGGGUGUAGAUCCAAAAGAUGGAAUUCCAUAUGAGAAAAAAUUCUGUAAAGAUGCAGAGUCCAAGGGGAUCAUUCUGUUGGGAGAUUCAGCUGGAGCUCACUUUCACAUCCCUCCUGAAUGGAUGACAGCAGCACAGAUGUCUCUGAAAUCAUUUUCUGAUCUCCCAGUGGCUCUUACCAAUGAGCUUGACUGGCCCCAUUUCUCAGGGACCACUGGAUUUCUGAACUCCACAAUUGGAGGCUGGACAGACUCUCUCUAUCUACGUUUACGCAGAAGAAACCGCUGCAAUCACAGAGACUUCCAGAAUAUUUCCAAAAAUGGUGGUUCUUCAAAAAAUCUUCUGGAGUUAAUGAAAAGCUUGGCUAGGAAUCAACUGUUGGACAAUCCAGCCAUAGUUAUCUAUGCUUCAAUUGGGAAUGAUGUCUGCAAUGGGAGACCUGACACAGUGGCUCACAUGACUACGCCCAACCAAAUGCACUCCAAUGUCAUGCAGACGCUGCAAUAUCUAAACUCUCAACUUCCUAAUGGCAGCCAUGUCAUUUUAACAGGCUUGGUAGAUGGUCGCUUUCUGUGGGAUCAGUUACAUAGCAGAUACCAUCCUCUUGGUCAGCUAAAUAAAGAUAUCACAUAUGAACAAAUGUAUUCAUUCCUAAGUUGUCUUCAGAUCAGUCCCUGCAGUGGGUGGAUGUCUUCAAACGAAACCCUCCGGAACCUCACCUCAGAGAGAGCUCUACAGCUUUCCAAUGUCCUGAAAGAAAUAGCGAGAUCUGAGAUGUUUGCCAAUUUUGAUAUUUUCUACAUGGAUUUUCCACUGGGGAAAAUUGUUGAUGAGUGGCACAAACUAGGAGGAGAAAGCUGGCAGCUGAUAGAACCUGCUGAUGGAUUCCACCCUAGUCAGAUUACUUCAGCCCUGGGGGCACGUGUUAUCUGGCAGAAGGCACUAAGCGAAUGGCCCCAUAUGCUUGGAAAGGAGAAUCCCUUCAAUAAACAGAUUGAAGAUGUUUUCAAAGAUCAAGGGGGACACUGAGUUCAGCAUUGCCUGAGCCAUGCAGCACUGUUUAUUCUUACUAAUGUCUUCCAGGCUGCAAAGAAAAGAAACAAAGCCAGCCUCUUUUGGCCAGUGCAGCACUAUAAAGAGCCAGUACCUGUAUAGAUGAUGUAAAAGCCUUCUUUCCAAAAAGCGCUGUAUCUCAUCUGCAAAGCCACACAUGUGAGUAACUUAGGCUUUAGCUUUGGUUAUGUCUAGAGAGCCACGAAAAUAAAUCAACCACCUCGAUUUGCAAAUCCACAACAGGGCUUUCUCUGCCUCUAGUAAAUUGAAGAAGCCUACCUCAGAUUUCUUUGGUGAUCUCCCUGUGGAUGACUUCAACGAGUUUUGUUUGAUCGGCUUAAACCUUCGAUGUUGCUAUAAAUUGUAUGUAAUGGUUGGUGUGGCUGUGUCAGUCUAUUAUUAAAACUGCUAUUUGCUUAUUAAAAAUGUGCCAUGGAUGAC